This is a messenger RNA of Anolis carolinensis (green anole), 6874 nucleotides long. Its product is annotated as oocyte zinc finger protein XlCOF6-like. The transcript has a single exon. Lineage: Eukaryota; Metazoa; Chordata; Lepidosauria; Squamata; Anolidae. Gene Ontology annotation, cellular component: nucleus. Bases 1 to 1866 code for a protein of 621 amino acids. Gene Ontology annotation, biological process: regulation of transcription by RNA polymerase II. The record is from RefSeq and is a predicted model, not a curated record. Gene Ontology annotation, molecular function: RNA polymerase II cis-regulatory region sequence-specific DNA binding; DNA-binding transcription factor activity, RNA polymerase II-specific.
AUGGAGAAGAAAUCAUAUAAAUGUAUUGAAUGUGGAAAGAGCUUUAGUUAUAGUACAACUCUACAAACACAUCAAAGGACUCACACUGGGGAGAAACCCUAUAAAUGCCUGGAGUGUGGACAGAGCUUUACUCGGAAGGGAAGCUUACAAACACAUCAAAGAACUCACACUGGGGAGAAACCCUUUACAUGCCUGGAGUGUGGACAGAGCUUUACUCGGAAGGGAAGCUUACAAACACAUCAAAGGACUCACACUGGGGAGAAACCCUAUAAGUGCUGGGAGUGUGGCCAGAGCUUCAUUCAUAGUACAAGUCUCCGUGUACAUCAAAGGACUCACACUGGGGAGAAACCCUAUAACUGCCUGGAGUGUGAACAGAGCUUCACUGAUCGUUCAGGCUUACGUAGACAUCAAAGGAUUCACACUGGGGAGAAACCCUAUACAUGCCUGGAGUGUGGACAGAGUUUUACUCGGAAGGGAAGCUUACAAACACAUCAAAGAACUCACACUGGUGAGAAACCCUAUAAAUGCCUAGAGUGUGAACAGAGCUUCACUUGUAGUUCAGGUCUCUGUAUACAUCAAAGGACUCACACUGGGGAGAAACCCUAUAAAUGCCUAGAGUGUGAACAGAGCUUCACUUGUAGUUCAGGUCUACGUAUACAUCAAAGGACUCACACUGGGGAGAAACCCUUUAAAUGCCUGGAGUGUGAACAGAGCUUCACCCGGAGUUCAGAUCUACAUUCACAUCAAAGGACUCACACUGGGGAGAAACCCUUUAAAUGCCUGGAGUGUGGACAGAGCUUCUCUCAGAGUUCAGGCCUACGUUCACAUCAAAGGACUCACACUGGGGAGAAACCCUAUACAUGCCUGGAGUGUGGACAGAGCUUUACUCAUAGUUCAGGCCUACGUAGACAUCAAAGAACUCACACUGGGGAGAAACCCUAUACAUGCCUGGAGUGUGGACAGAACUUCACUCAUAGUUCAGGCCUACGUAGACAUCAAAGGACUCACACUGGGGAGAAACCCUAUAACUGCCUAGAGUGUGGACAGAGCUUCGCUCAGAAGGGAAGCUUACAUACACAUCAAAGGACUCACACUGGGGAGAAACCCUAUAAAUGCCUGGAGUGUGGACAGAGCUUCACUCAUAGUUCAGGCCUACGUAGACAUCAAAGGACUCACACUGGGGAGAAACCCUAUACAUGCCUGGAGUGUGGACAGAGCUUUACUCAUAGUUCAGGCCUACGUAGACAUCAAAGAACUCACACUGGGGAGAAACCCUAUACAUGCCUGGAGUGUGGACAGAGCUUCACUCAGAAUUCAGACCUACGUUCACAUCAAAGGACUCACACUGGGGAGAAACCCUAUACAUGCCUGGAGUGUGGACAGAGCUUUACUCAUAGUUCAGGCCUACGUAGACAUCAAAGGACUCACACUGGGGAGAAACCCUAUAAAUGCCUGGAGUGUGGACAGAGCUUUGCUCAGAGGGGAAAUCUACGUUCACAUCAAAGAACUCACACUGGGGAGAAACUCUAUAACUGCCUGGAGUGUGGACACAGCUUCGUUCAGAAGUCAGGCCUACGUUCGCAUCAAAGGACUCACACUGGGGAGAAAACUUAUAUGUGCCUGGAGUGUGGACAGAGCUUUGUUCAUAGUUCAGGCCUACGUAAACAUCAAAGGACUCACACUGGGGAGAAACCCUUUAAAUGCCUGGAGUGUGGACAGAGCUUCGCUGAUAGUUCAACUCUACGUGAACAUCAAAGGACUCACACUGGGGAGAAACCCUAUACAUGCCGGGAGUGUGGAAAGAGCUUUACUCGUAGUUCAGGUCUACGUUUACAUCAAAGAACUCACACUGGGGGGGAACCAUAGAAAUGCAUGGAGUAUGGACAGAGCUUUUCACAGAAUAACAUUAUGCAUAGACAUCAUAGAAUUCAGCCUGGAGAGAAUGGUGUUAAUUGACACCAGAGUGUCAUUCUAACAAGUAGAAAUGCAAUGCAACUCUUGCAAAUUUUGGAAAUGCAAGCUCAAAGUUGGGACAUUUCAUCACAUGUGGUGUAUUGUUGUCAAGGACAGAACGCCACAAGAUCAAAGAUAACAGAGUUUAUUGAAUUACAGAACUCAAAAAUGCCCGUAAAAUACAAGGGCCAGGCAGUAUUAGCCUUUAAAAGCAAAAAGGGGCAAGGAAAAACGUUCAAAAGAUAAACCGGAUUAAACCGGAGUUUAAUCCGGGUAAAAACAAACUGCUUGCUUCAGCCUGGGGAUAAACAAAACAAAAGCCGAGGAACAAACUAUACAAAAGAAUGCAACUAAUUGGCAGCAGAUUCCUCUCUGCUGCCAGCACUGUGCUUUGAGUAACUUGCGUCACUCCUACACACAGCAGGCAGGAUUUCCAACACGAACAGAUCAGCCGAGGAUUGUAGCAGUAGAGUAGACCCAGUUCCUUUCCGUAGAUCAAAGCCAGAAGCAGACGUUUGUAGUUUCCAAGUCCGAGUAGGGGGAAGUCAAGCCGUGGUCAGUUCAGUCCGAAAUUCAAAGCAGGAGAUGGCGUCCGUCAAGAAGACGACGGAAGGUCAAAGCUAAUGAGAGUAAGCACAGGUUUGCACAAACAAAAGCCCACACAAUUCCUCCCGCCGUCUGACCCUAAAUUCCAAAACAACUUACGUAUCAGCACACGAAAACACACCAGUCUUCAGGAAAGCGUCCCACACAGAUCCCAAGCGUUCGUCCAGAUUACCUUGCCCAACGCAAUUUGCAAUUGCUCCCAAGCCCCAUUUUAUGCCAGUUACAAAUCCUCAUCACUAUCAGCUGCCCUCCUUAACCCGGGCGUUUCCUCAUCACUUUCCUCAUCAGAGCUGGAACACCUCUGACUACGCCCCACAGCAUCUCCAGCUGUGGAUCCCGUCCCAUCCCUCCAGCUUGUCCAUGGGUCUAAUCCUGAAGGUCCCCAUUCAUCUUCCAUCCCAUCAUUGCCAGUGGCACCCAAUUUCUCCCUCACCCGAGUCCAAUCCAUCUCAUCCUCCUCCGAGCUAACCAGCCCCUCCUCCAUUCUCUCCGUAAACCCCUCAAAAGACUCUUCGUCAGAUGGUGCUGCAAAAAUAUCUCGCAGUCUCUUUCUUUCUCGCUCCUCGAGAGUAUCUGACUCUCGAGGAGUCUUACGCCCACGUCUGCCAGUAACAGAGCCAUGAGGCUCAAUCAUAACAAUUGUAGAAAGAUUGAACUAAAAAUACAGUGUUCCCUCACUUAUCCCGGGGGUUAGGUUCCAGGACCACCCGCAAUAAGUGAAAAUCCGCGAAGUAGGGAUGCUAUAUAUUUCUACAUUAUUUUAGUAGUUAUACACUAUUUUAGGUCUUUAUCAAGAAAUCAUGUGUUGAUAAAUCGCCUCCUUCUCCUCUUGUUGCCGCUUGGGCUCCUUUUCUCUCCCUUUGGCUUCUCCUUCCUCCCUUCCUUAGGCUGUACAUUGUAAUUUUUUAUUAUUUAUAGUCGUCUUUUAGAGUUUAUUGAAAAACCGCAAAACAGUGAAUCCGAAAAGAGCGAAGUAGUGAGGGAACUCUGUACGUUCCAUUCUGGAAGUAAUUAUAUUAUCUAAAGGGAGUAGAAUAAUGAGAGAUAAAAAUUAACAGAUAGAACGAGGCCUUUAGGCAUUUAUCCCUGUCGUUUGUUAGUUCAGUUGUGUCUCUAUGAAGGUAACUGUUUCGCAGGUCUGUUUGUUUCUGAUUUAGUUUUGUAUCUCAUGUAGUAGUUAGUUUCAUGUGUAGUUGAAGCAUUAUAUACAAUUUCUGCCUUUUUUGUAAUGUUGCUUUUAAUCUCUCUUUUUUAAUUUAUUUUUUGCCACAAAGAGGGGGAUUUAUAAGGGACAAAACUGCUGAAACUGUCAACUUGUUUUGUUCUCAACCCAAAGGUUUCCUGUUCUUUGGAUGCCGAGCGUUCAGGGAAGAGUGAGGUCUGUGAGAUCAGUGAGUAGAAAACAUGACACAAUUUAGAUAAUGGUUUGUGACACAACAACAACCCUUGUAGUAGUCAAUGGGAUAUUCUGUAUGCCUUCUUUAAUGUCAAGUAAGAUAUUGUGCUCAGAUAUAAAGAUUUAUAAAGGAAACACCACAAUGGAUAUAAAACAAUGGGAAGCGCGGGCAGCAGAUUAUAUGUGCUCACCACACCUCACACAGAUAGGACCACGUGUGCUAUAAACAUGGAAGAUGUGAUACAUUCACACAAGAUACAGGAAUGGGAUGUGUUUGUGUUACUCCUGCUCAGCUAAUGUUAUGGUCUGAUGGAAAUAUAAUAGAACCCGAUAAACAAACAUUCGGUUGAAAUGUAAAUGUAACAUAACUUUUGUUCAAGAUGAUGAAACUGGGAAUUUGGUGUACGUGGUGGAGAAUGGAGACAGUGAAAUAGACUUGAAGUUUAAAAAGUUAUCCAUAAAUAUAAGAUAAGGAAUUAAUUGGGAAAAAUUAAAUAUACUAGUAAAAACGAAUCAGCAGGUGAAGAAACAUUUGGAGAGUUGUGAGGAAAGAAGUAAGAAAGGUUUUGUUAGGAUCCAAGAGGUUGAUGGAGAACGUCAGAGCGUGGCCGCAGAAGGAAGCAGCCCGACAGAACGUCACUGGUGGGAUGAAAUCAACGGAUAUUCACCCAAAGCGGCAGCAGCAUGUUUACAUCUAUUGAUGCACCCAAUAGUAAGGUGAGGGCUACAAGGAGUGACUGAUCGAUUUUCUGUAUUUGAAAACAAAUUGCAAUACUUAGAAACGCAAUUGUGAACUGCGAUGUAUGUUGACUCUAUUGAGAGGGUUGAUGGGCCAAAGUGCCUGCAUUUCUAUUCCAUUUCUAUUCUAUUUCUGAUUGCUUUUAAUUAUGCAUUAUUAAGGUGUCUGCUUCAACUUAUUCUAUUAAAGAUGCAACCUGCCUUCUUCCAGAGGAGAGGCAAGUGUCCGUAUGUCGCCACUAUGUUUCCGGAACAUCUUGUGGUCGGCCGAUGUGGUUAAUGUGGUUAAGCUACUUACUGGAACAUAAGUGAACAACAUGUUUUUUCUACAAAUGUUGUUUAUGAUAAAGGAAGCACGCUUGCAACACUCUGUACUGUUCCAAAGAAAUGAGGAACAUGAGGAUAUAUUGAGCUUCAUUUCAAAUGUUCUUCACGGCGGUCACCUUUGAUUUGUCCGUCCGUCUAUACUGCAGUAUAAUAAAGGUACUUCUUUUAAACUCUGUUGGGCUCAGAUUGGAUCCAUAGCGCUUUGACAAAGUUCCCGGUAUUUAAAUCUGUGUGAGCGGUUCGCUUUUCCGCUACAUAUAACUAUAUUAAACUGAUUAUAUACAUAGAAUUGACACUGAAUCAGACAUGUGAUACAAUAAAGUAGUAUUGAUGUAUCAAGGCCGUGUGUGUAAGAAACGGGAGUGUGUUUGUGUGGGUGCUUGUGAAGAAAGAAGAAACGGGCCUCAAAAGAAAACGGAGUUCACGCAAAGCGUGACAUGGGACGGACUUGGGCGGUGAAGAGUGAGGCUUGUCAGCUCCAACGGGAUGGGAGGAAGGGGCUGCCGCAGAAAGGCCGGGGGAGAUGGCCUGAGGAGACGGAGUGGCCGCUGGAAGGCCGGAGCUAGCCUCUUGCCCCCCGGGGCUGGUGUGACCCACUUGGAUCGGGGGGGGGGGAGCUGCAUUCAAGGGAGUGUGAGAUCAUGACCCCUCUCCUCCUCCGGAGCCUACUUCUUCCCCCACAAUGCCUGCGAGUUGGUCCUCUCUCUCUCUCCUUCCUCCAGGCUGGUGCAGGCAGAAGCUACAGAGAGUAAGGGAUUUAGAGCAAAUUGUAAGGCUUGUCAGCUCCAACUGUGUUGGUGUGGGUUAGUCUUCUUUGAAAGAGAGCCCAGGCACACAAGGGCUGAAGAUCCCAUACGGCUUUAAUGUUCAGAAUACAAGAGUCUUCUCCACUGCCCGUGUAUAUAGGCCUAGCUACAGUAUCAUCGGGAGCCUCCGGUGGCUCAGUGUGUUAAAGCGCUGAGCUGCUGAACUUGCAGACCGAAAGGUCCCAGGUUCAAAUCGAGGGAGCAAAGUGAGUGCCCGCUGUUAGCUCCAGCUUCUGCCAACCUAGCAGUUAGAAAACAUGCAAAUGUGAGUACUACAUCAAUAGGUAUCGCUCCGGCGGGAAGGUAACAGCAUUCCAUGCGGUCACGCCGGCCACAUGACCUUGGAGGUGUCUACAGACAACGCCAGCUCUUCAGCUUAGAAAUGGAGAUGAGCACCAACCCCCAGAGUCGGACACGACUGGACUUAACGUCUGCGAAACCUUUACCGUACCAUCAAUCACUCUAGAGUCCCUUUCCCCCCACCUCAGGGCAAUUGGGUUUUAUGGCUGGUUCAUGUGUCCUGUCCUCCCUUUUGGCCCAUGGCCUUGUGCUCUCCGUCAGUGCUCUGUGUCCAGAGAUGGCAUGCGAUGGGGAUCAUGGCAUCAGAUUCUGAUGAGUUGACUUGGGUUCAUUUGAGUCAAGUUGGGUUCACUUGACUUGAGUUGGGAUCCGUUGAGUUGUCCAAGAUUUGAGUUGUAUUCAUUUGGGUUCCAUUGAGUUGAGUUGGAUUCUGAUGAGUUGGGUUUCGAUGAGUUGUCCAAGGCUUCAAUUGUAUCCAGUUGGGUGUAAGGCUUGUCAGCUCCAACUGUGUGGUGUGGGUUAGUCUUCUUUUAAAGAGUACACACAAGGGCUGGAGAUACCUACGGCAUUAUUGUUCGGAAUAUAAGAGUCUGCUCUACUGCCCGUAUAUAUAGGCUUAGCUACAGUAUCAAAUCACCCUGGAGUCCUGGCGCCUGGAGGUUGCCCAUUCCCACCUUCCAGAGUCCCUUUUCCCCACCUCGGGGCAAUUGAGUUUUAUGGCUGGUUCGUAUGUCCUGUCCUCCCUUUU